Molecule: messenger RNA, 1798 nt
Organism: Alternaria alternata
Lineage: Eukaryota; Fungi; Ascomycota; Dothideomycetes; Pleosporales; Pleosporaceae
Exons: 1
Coding region: 399-1436 (345 amino acids)
Source: RefSeq, a predicted model, not a curated record
UCGUGUCAAGCGCAGUAUCGUCAUGAUAGUCGCUCAUACGACUGUGCCUCGUAUUGCGGCGCAAGAAGAGCCGAAUAUCGUAAAAUUCCAGCUCUUCAGCCAAUGAGCGUCAAAUCGCCGCUCCGGGAGCCUCAUGGUUGCCACAGCAUGGUUCGAGAGCUAAGCAAGGUCGUGCUGAGUUGUGCUUUCUCCGAACAUCCGGUCACACUCGGGCUAUGCCAUCAAUUGAGAAUGAUAUCCUCACGGCUAUGUUCACGAAAGUUAUAUAAUCCAGCCAUCGCAUCGUCGACUGUCUUCAUCCGCUUCUUCCAUCGACAGUCAAGCACAACUACCAUCAAUUCCUCAACACAUCCUACAAACACCCUUUUCACACGAAGCUCAUACGAACAAUUACCAACAUGCUCUCCAAAGUCGCCGCUAUUGCGUUGAUGCUGUCGGCUGCGACCGCAUCUCCUACUUUCCGCGCGCGCCAGGACGACAAAUGCGUGACUGCCUACGACGCGUGCGUCGCUGCGGGCACUGCUGAAGUCAUAUGCUCAUGCGAUCGGACCGCUUGUUACGGUGAAGACGCUGCUCGCAUCCGCGAAUGGUGCUCCUCCCAGAUUGCUGCUCUGCCCAAGUCGACUUCAGCUGCUACUCCAGUCGCUUCAAGCAUUCCUGGUGGCUGCAACCCGGCUCAUCCAGGUUCAUGCCCAUCUUCGUACUUUGAUACCACCACCGCUGCUCCAGCUGCAACUUUCACAUCCAUCUCCGGCAUCCCCGGUGGUUGCAACCCUGCUCACCCAGGCUCAUGCCCCUCCUCAUACUUCGAUACCACUACUGCGGCUCCUGCCGCUACCUUUACAUCCAUCUCUGGUAUCCCUGGUGGCUGCAACCCCGCUCAUCCUGGCUCGUGCCCUUCUUCUUACUUUGACACAACCACCAAGUCCCCCGCCGCGACCUUCACAUCCAUCCCUGGCAUUCCAGGAGGUUGCAACCCUGCCCACCCUGGAUCGUGCCCUACACCAUCCGCCGUCGCUUCCCCUGUUGCAACAGCAGCACCGGGCUCCAACCCCAAGCUUGUGGAGGGCAAGACCUGGACCAUUUCGGACCUAACCCGUUACUGCAUUGAGGGCAACUCCGGCUGCGACUACAACUUCGCUGUUACAGCAGACGGCAAGACCGAGCGCUGCACUGUUAUCCGCAUGCCGGGUUCCAACGCUGCUAGCGAAAGCUGGGCCAACCAGCCAUGCACCACUGGAUCCGACUUGACCAUCUCUUGGGGAUACGUUGCGCAGCCCGCUCCUGCUUUCGCUGUCAUCACAGUCAACAAGGGUGCUGAGCUUGCUUGGUUCGGUGUGUCAGACAUCAAUGGCGGAAAGGUUUCUCCUAGCAGCCCCUUCGGCUCUGGUGACUUCGGUACUCUUCCCGCCUCGCCUGUGUACACUUACAACUAGAGGCCUUUGGUUUAUGAAUUAUGAGAAGAAGACGAUAGAUCUAAUGUAAUAUGCAUAUCAGGGUUCAUGUAAUGGCUUUUAGAAUAUAGAUUUAGCAAUUCAAGCGUAUAAUGAAGACGUUGUUGAGUCCAAACCAAUACACACAGCUUCUACUAGAUUGACUUGUUGUGUCUUAUCAUCCUGGGACCACUGCCUGUUGCCCUUUCUCUUCCAACAUGACCAUAUGUGACAGACGAAGACGUAAUCUCGAAGUAGUUUUGGAAGAGAUACAUGAACACCAAUUAGACCAGGUUAUGAGUAUGUCGAACUCGGUUAAUUUCUACCGCAUACUAUGGUGCUCUGAAAUACGGUACACUAAGCAA